UAACAAUCUAAAAUACACUGUUUCUCUUCUCUUUCUUUAAAACUUAAAAGCGUCCCUGUUAAUUUGAUUCAAGUUCUCUGAGAGAAUAAGAACAAGGACUCCAUGGAGUGGAAAAGGCUUACGAGUAUGCUUAAGAGGAAGACCAUCAUGACAGGGGCUAUUGGCAUUUUAUUUGUUGCUUCGUUACUUGGUCCAUCAAGUGGAUGUGAUUUUCCGGCCAUUUACAACUUCGGAGAUUCGAACUCUGAUACCGGCAGUGUCUCGGCAGCAUUUGAUCGGCUUCAUUCCCCUUUUGGUGAGACUUUUUUUGGAAGACCUUCUGGUCGGUAUUCUGAUGGGCGUCUGAUAAUCGAUUUUAUAGCUGAGAAAUUGGGAUUGCCAUUCUUGAGUGCAUAUCUAGAUGCAAUAGAAUCAAAUUUCAGACAUGGAGCCAAUUUUGCUUCAAGUGGUUCAACAAUUGAACCUGUAGGAUUUAACCCCUUGUCACUCGAUGUUCAGCUUUUGCAGUUUGAACAACUUAGAGGCCGCACCAACUCGCUAUAUGCUGAAGGUCCAAAUUCAGAGAUUACAGGCCGACUUCCUAAACCAGAGGAGUUUGGCAAGGCCCUUUACACAUUAGAUAGUGGGCAGAAUGAUCUAAAUUAUGGUUUUGCGACUGCCACAGUCGAGCAAGUAAAUGCAUCCACCCCCAAUUUAAUCAAUCAGUUUUCUCAGUACAUAGAGACUCUCUAUCAAGAAGGAGCAAGAGCAUUUUGGAUACAUAAUACCGGUCCAAUUGGUUGUUUGCCUAGUAUUGUUAUACCUUCACCUCCGAAGCCUGAGAAUGCUGAUCCGAUUGGCUGCAUCAAGUCUUACAAUGGGGUAGCUGAGGAAUUCAACAAGCAGCUAAAAGAGAAGGUUUCCCAACUUAGGACAAAACUUCCAGAUGCGAGUCUUGUUUAUGUUGAUAUCUACUCUGCUAAGUAUUCUCUAAUCAGCAAUGCAAAAAAAUAUGGUUUUGUUGGUCCUUUUGAAUACUGUUGCGGGGACUUGAGUGACUAUAAGGUUGCUUGUGGAAGGACAGCUGUGACUUUUGGUCAUUCAGACGGUUGUGAUUUUCCGGCCAUAUUCAACUUCGGUGACUCAAAUUCUGACACCGGUGGCAAGUCAGCUGCAUUUCACCGUAUUCCUUACCCCAAUGGCGAAAAUUUCUUCCACAAGCCAUCUGGGAGAUACUGUGAUGGGAAGCUCAUCAUUGAUUUCAUUGCUGAGAAAUUGGAGCUGCCAUACUUGAGUGCGUAUCUGGAUUCCAUUGGUACAAAUUUUAGACAUGGAGCUAAUUUUGCUACAGGAGGAUCUACAAUUCAGCCAGUUGAUGCCAUAAUAUUCAACCAAGGGUUCAGCCCUAUCUCUCUUGAUAUACAGCUUCUGCAAUUUGAACAAUUUAGAGAACGCACCAAUGAGCUACAUAGAGAAGGUGUGAACUCAAAUAUCAAAAGGGGGAUUCCGAGGCCAGAGGACUUCUCAAAAGCAUUAUACACUUUGGAUAUUGGUCAGAAUGAUCUCACUGGUGCAAUUAAGUUAACGGGAGAAAAACAAGUGCUAGCAUCUAUUCCAGGACUUAUUGAUCAGUUUACCCAAGCUGUUACGCGGCUGUACCAACUAGGAGCAAGGACAUUUUGGAUACAUAAUACAGGUCCUUUUGGCUGUUUACCCCAACAGGUUCUAGAUUAUCCUUCAAAACCUGAAAAUGUGGAUCAAGAUGGUUGCAUAAAAUCCCAGAAUGAGGUGGCUCAAGAAUUUAAUCGGCAGCUCAAGGAGAGGGUAUCCCUACUCAGGGUGCGACUCCAAGAUGCAGCUCUGACAUAUGUUGACAUUUACUCAGCUAAAUAUUCUCUAAUUUCCAAUGCAAUGAAGCAUGGAUUUACUAACCCACUCGGAUAUUGCUGUGGCCAUUAUCUCAAUGACAAGUGCUCGAGGAAGAAAAUAGUGAAUGGCACUGAAAUUCCACGGAGUUCAUGCAGCAACCCUUCAGCCUAUAUUAGUUGGGACGGCGUACAUUAUUCACACGCUGCUAAUCAGUGGGUGGCCAACAAGAUACUUGAUGGCACCCUUUCGGACCCUCUAAUUCCUAUUACUGAGGUGUGUCAAAAGCUACACCAUUUGUGAUCAAAAGCACAAAGCAUGUAACUCAUGUCAUAGUUUUCUGCAACAGAACAAUAACUGACUUCUGUCUGUUUUUGCAUUUUGAUUCAUGGUUUCAUGGUGUUUGGAACAAGAACGGAUUCAAGAGGGUCACUCCCACUGGAUCUUUCAAAGUGAAAAAAAAAAAAAAACCCUUCAAAAUUAUCCGUAAAGGAGAAACUUAGUUACAAUGAAAGUUCAAUGGUGAAAGAAUAGGUGCAAACCAACAACAGCAAAAGUGGCAGUGCAGGCAGGUGCCAUCU
Molecule: messenger RNA, 2426 nt
Organism: Rubroshorea leprosula
Lineage: Eukaryota; Viridiplantae; Streptophyta; Magnoliopsida; Malvales; Dipterocarpaceae
Source: the annotation of a GenBank genome assembly